AUGCGCAGAGCUUCCAAGGUGGCGGCGCCCCGGACCCACAGACCAGGGGCCUUCUUGGGAGCUCUGAGGACUGGGAAAGUGACCCCUUCUCUGUCCCCACUCCCCACGCAGGUCAGGGAGAUCACGUUCCUGAAAAACACGGUGAUGGAAUGUGACGCGUGCGGGAUGCAGCCUGCGCGCACUCCAGGCCUGAGCGUGCGGCCGCUCCCGCUCUGCGCGCCGGACUCGUGCUUCCCCGGCGUGGCCUGCACCGACACGGCCGGCGGCGCGCGCUGCGGCCCCUGCCCCGCGGGCUUCACGGGCAACGGCUCGCACUGCACCGACGUUAAUGAGUGCAACGCCCACCCCUGCUUCCCCCGCGUCCGCUGCAUCAAUACCAGCCCGGGCUUCCGCUGCGAGGCCUGUCCACCGGGGUACAGCGGUCCCCCCCACGAGGGCGUGGGGCUGGCCUUCGCCAAGGCCAACAAGCAGGUUUGCAAUGACAUUAACGAGUGCGAGACCGGGCAGCAUAACUGCGUCCCCAACUCCGUGUGCAUCAACACCCGGGGCUCCUUCCAGUGUGGCCCCUGCCAGCCUGGCUUCGUGGGUGACCAGGCCUCUGGCUGCCAGCCCCGUGCCCAGCGCUUCUGUCCCGAUGGGUCCCCCAGCCCGUGCCAUGAGAAGGCUGACUGUGUCCUGGAGCGCGAUGGCUCGCGGUCCUGCGUGUGUGCCGUGGGCUGGGCUGGCAACGGGCUCAUCUGCGGCCGCGACACCGACCUGGACGGGUUCCCAGAUGAGAAGCUGCGCUGUUCAGAACUCCAGUGCCGCAAGGAUAACUGCGUGACAGUGCCUAACUCAGGGCAGGAGGACGUGGACCGGGAUGGCAUCGGAGAUGCCUGCGACCCCGAUGCGGAUGGAGAUGGGGUCCCCAAUGAGCAGGACAACUGCCUGCUGGUACGCAACCCAGACCAGCGCAACUCUGACAAUGACAAGUGGGGUGAUGCAUGUGACAACUGCCGGUCCCAGAAGAAUGACGAUCAGAAGGACACAGACCGGGACGGCCAGGGCGAUGCCUGUGAUGAUGACAUUGAUGAUGAUCGGAUCCGAAACACAGUGGACAACUGUCCCAGGGUGCCCAACUCAGACCAGAAGGACAGUGAUGGUGACGGUGUAGGGGAUGUAUGUGAUAACUGUCCCCAGAAGGACAAUCCGGACCAGAUGGACGUGGACCAUGACUUCGUGGGAGAUGCGUGUGACAGUGACCAAGACAAGGAUGGGGACGGACACCAGGACUCUCGGGACAACUGUCCUACAGUGCCUAACAGUGCCCAGCAGGACUCGGACGAUGACGGGCAGGGCGAUGCCUGUGAUGACGACGACGACAAUGAUGGAGUCCCUGAUAGCCGGGACAACUGCCGCCUGGUGCCCAACCCUGACCAGAAGGAUGCAGACAGGGACGGCGUGGGCGACGCAUGCCAGGGUGACUUCGAUGCUGACAAGGUGGUGGACAAGAUUGACGUGUGUCCAGAGAACGCCGAGGUCACCCUCACUGAUUUCCGGGCCUUCCAGACAGUGGUGCUGGACCCGGAGGGUGACGCACAGAUUGACCCCAACUGGGUGGUGCUCAAUCAGGGCAUGGAGAUCGUGCAGACGAUGAACAGUGACCCGGGCCUGGCUGUGGGUUACACGGCAUUCAACGGCGUGGACUUCGAGGGCACGUUCCACGUGAACACGGCCACGGAUGACGACUAUGCCGGCUUCAUCUUCGGCUACCAGGACAGCUCGAGCUUCUACGUGGUCAUGUGGAAGCAGAUGGAGCAGACAUACUGGCAGGCCAACCCCUUCCGUGCAGUGGCCGAGCCUGGCAUCCAGCUCAAGGCCGUGAAGUCCUCCACGGGCCCCGGAGAGCAGCUGCGGAACGCACUGUGGCACACGGGCGACACGGCGUCCCAGGUGCGGCUGCUGUGGAAGGACCCCCGCAACGUGGGCUGGAAGGACAAGACGUCUUACCGCUGGUUCCUGCAGCACCGGCCCCAAGUGGGCUACAUCAGGGUGCGGUUUUACGAGGGCCCCGAGCUGGUGGCUGACAGCAAUGUGGUCCUGGACACGACCAUGCGUGGUGGACGGCUGGGUGUCUUCUGCUUUUCCCAGGAAAAUAUCAUCUGGGCUAACCUGCGUUACCGCUGCAAUGACACCAUCCCCGAGGACUACGAGGCCCAGCGGCUACAGCGGGUCUAGAGACCCCCGUGUGGGGACCCACGGGUGACAGGCGAUGGCGUUCCUUUCCAUUUGCUGGCCUCAAGGGGCGGCCAGCCUGGGAGGGGGACACA
Molecule: messenger RNA, 2309 nt
Organism: Castor canadensis (American beaver)
Lineage: Eukaryota; Metazoa; Chordata; Mammalia; Rodentia; Castoridae
Source: RefSeq, a predicted model, not a curated record